AUGAACAAAUUGGCUCUUGUUGUACUUGUGCUGGUGGUCACACUGGUGACAUCUUCAGAAACAGAAGAUGCCCAUGACUUCUAUAAGUACCACUCCUUGAUUAAGAAGUACGGAAACUCUCUCGAUGAAUUCUCUGAGAUUGUCACCCAAAACUCGACCGAAGCCAAAGUGAGAAAGUACUGGGAAUACCGCAAGCAGAUCAUGGCAAAGGACCAGUCUUACAGAUUCACAAGGGAUGUUCCCACUUUGACUCCAGACGAAGAAAUUGUUAAUGCCUACCUUGAAACACUGAGGAACGAAGUGAUUCAUAUUGACGAUUCUCCAUUGCUGUUAGAGUUCUUUGAAGGACAGAAGAUCAUCAAAGAUACAGAGCUUCAUGAGUUCUUUAAGAAAAUGCCUAAGGGAGGGCAGAUGCAUAUUCAUCUUGAAGGUGCUGUUGCACUUGAUACCUUCAUUAGCUUCACCUACAGCGAUUACGUAUACUUUAAUGUUGAAAAGCAGGAGUUCAAAACAGUCCCUAAAGGCCUUGAUGAAAAAGGAUUUCUAAGGUGCAAUGAGCUUCGACAAAUAUGGGGAUCGAACACAACAUUCGAUAACUAUCUCAGAAAGAUCUUGGUCUUACAGCCUGAGGAUAUUAGCUCCAAGCAAGAUCAUUUGAUAUGGACUCCAUUUGAAGGAAAGUUUAUUCUAAACGAUCCUGUUAUUCACUACUAUGAAUUUUAUAAACUUGGCUUGUUAGAUUAUUGAAGACAAUCAAUCAGAGAUGGUAUCUACAUUGUUGAGAUCAGACAUGCUUCAGGAAGAAUUUUUGACGAAAAUAAUAAAAUCUUAUCUCUUAAAGAUGAAUUUGAGCUGUAUAGAUCUGCUUUAGAGGAGAUUAAACAGGAAUAUCCAGAUUUCCAACUCGCUAUAAUCGUUGCUUCCCUUAAAAGUAAAGGUGAAGAACAUGUCAGAGAGCAACUAAAGAGCUAUCUAUACGCAAUGGAUCAUGGAUAUGAGUUUGUCACAGGUUUUGACCUUGUGAAUGAAGAAGACUUUGUUCUGCCUAUUACUACUUUUAUUGAAGAUAUCAUUAAAGCUAAAGAAGGAUAUCCAGACUUUAAAUUUUACAUCCACUCUGGGGAAUCUAAUCUUAGAAGCAACGAAAAUCUCUAUGAUGCGAUUCUUCUAGGAACCAAAAGAAUCGGCCAUGGGUUCAACCUUGCUCUUCGGCCUCAUUUGAUUGAUCUUGUAGUUGAGAGGGAUAUUGGAUAUGAAAUAUGCCCUAUCAGUAACUACAUCAUGGCUUACACACUUGAUAUGAGAUGGCACCCAGCAAAGUGAUUCAUUGCAGAAGGAGUACCUGUAACUGUGAAUUCAGACUGCCCAACCUUCUGGAAUUAUGAAGGAGUCGCUUUAGAUUUCACCUAUGCUUUCCUUGCUUGGGAGCUCGAUUUGAAAGACAUAAAACAGUUUGCAAUUAAUGCAGUGACUCACAGCUCCAUAAAGGAUGAAUUGAAGCCAGCAAUGUUAGAAAAAUUCCACAGAGAUUGGAAUAAAUUCAUUGCUUCUGUGGUUGAAAGCCAUGGAGAUUUAUCAAAACUUUCCUAA
Moneuplotes crassus is the source of this 1590-nucleotide messenger RNA. Lineage: Eukaryota; Ciliophora; Spirotrichea; Euplotida; Euplotidae. The record is from the annotation of a GenBank genome assembly.